CUAUCUAAGUUGGGGAACCGCUGUUUUCUGUCCUUUUUCUCCUUACGAGUCCUGAGACGGGUAGGGAUCCAAAAACAUCUUCCCGUGGAACGUCACCUUUUACAAUCCAACAAAAAUGAUCAUCUACAAGGAUAUCAUCACCGGAGAUGAGCUAUUCACCGAGGUCUACAAAAUCACGGAGGUCUGCGACGGUAUGCUGUACGAGGUACAGGGGAAGCUCACUUCCAGAUCGGAGGACGUCGACGGUGCGUUAAUCGGUGCCAACGCCUCUGCAGAGGGCGGCGAUGAGGGUAGUGAAGCGUCCACGGUCAGUGGCGUCGACAUUGUGCUCAACAGCAAACUGCAGGAGACCUCGGCAUACAACAAGAAGGCUUACCAGAGCUACAUCAAGGGCUAUAUGAAGGCGGUCAAGGCCAAGCUGGAGGAGCAGGGCUCUAAGAGGGUACAGGCCUUCAUGGCAGGCGCUCCAGCAGCUGUUAAGAUGAUCCUGGGAAACCUCGAUAAAUACCAGUUCUUCACCGGCGAGUCCAUGAACUGUGACGGCGCCAUCGGCCUGCUGGACUACCGCGAGGACGGAGUCACGCCCUUCUUCGUUUUCUUCAAAGACGGCAUCGAGAUCGAGAAAUACUAAACCAUCCGGACGUCUAACAGAAGUGCCUGGACCGGAGGGAGCGCGUCUGCUUGUUACCAUAGCUACCACCGCCCCUGAUCAUGGACAGACUGACCCUGCCCUGCCUGCUUGUUACCGUAGCGACCGCCGCCCCGAUCAUGGACAGACUGACCCCGUCUGUAUCCCUCCCAACACCUGGAACAGACUUGUCUUUCUUUUAAUCUCAAGGUUUUUUUUUUGGGCCCCAAC
This is a messenger RNA of Oncorhynchus masou masou (cherry salmon), 859 nucleotides long. Its product is annotated as translationally-controlled tumor protein homolog. The transcript is spliced from 6 exons. Gene Ontology annotation, molecular function: calcium ion binding. Lineage: Eukaryota; Metazoa; Chordata; Actinopteri; Salmoniformes; Salmonidae. The record is from RefSeq and is a predicted model, not a curated record. Gene Ontology annotation, cellular component: cytoplasm. The coding region runs from base 116 to 631 and encodes 171 amino acids.